Messenger RNA from Lathyrus oleraceus (garden pea), 1116 nucleotides. Its product is annotated as histone chaperone ASF1B. Gene Ontology annotation, molecular function: histone binding. Bases 217 to 804 code for a protein of 195 amino acids. Gene Ontology annotation, cellular component: nucleus; chromatin. The record is from RefSeq and is a predicted model, not a curated record. The transcript has 3 exons. Lineage: Eukaryota; Viridiplantae; Streptophyta; Magnoliopsida; Fabales; Fabaceae. Gene Ontology annotation, biological process: DNA replication-dependent chromatin assembly.
UUUUUGGACCAAAUCUGGAAUAUAGAAAUUGUGAUGUUGCAGAGUGUGCAAUUGUUGUAAUAAAUGAAAAAUGGAGUGGCCUCUGACCUGUCUUUCUCUUAAAAUAAAACUUCACUCCCUCCCUCCCGCCAACACCUUUCAUUGCCUUCUCUAGUCUCUCUUUUUUUUGAACACUUGACACUCUCUUCUCCUCUUCCUUUCAAAGAUCGGAGAACCAUGAGCGCCGUCAACAUCACCAACGUCACCGUCCUCGAUAAUCCUGCUUCCUUUCUCGCUCCUUUUCAGUUCGAGAUUUCCUACGAGUGUUUAGCCGCUCUCAAAGAUGAUUUGGAAUGGAAGCUCAUUUACGUUGGAUCUGCUGAGGAUGAGACUUAUGACCAGUUAUUAGAGAGUGUUCUUGUUGGUCCUGUCAAUGUUGGAAACUAUCGAUUUGUUUUACAGGCGGAUCCACCGGACCCGACGAAGAUUCGUGAAGAAGAUAUAAUUGGUGUUACUGUGCUUCUACUGACCUGCUCUUAUUUGGGUCAAGAGUUUAUUCGUGUUGGUUAUUAUGUUAACAAUGACUAUGAUGAUGAGCAGCUGAGGGAGGAACCUCCGACGAAGGUUUUGACAGAUAGGGUUCAGAGGAACAUUUUAUCUGAUAAACCUAGGGUUACGAAGUUCCCGAUCAAUUUCCAUCCUGAGAACACUGAAAUCGAAGAGCAACCUGUUCCAUCGGAGCAACAACCUGAAACUGUUGAAGAUUCACCGGCUAUAGGUGAACGCGAGCCCCUAAAUGAGGGGGACAAAAAAGAGGAUUCUUAGGAUUUUGUAGGUAUACAGGCCUUUCAAUUCUCCAAUGUCCGACUUUACAUUACCUGUAUGGAUUAAGAUACUUUUUGUGAAAUCUCUUAUGGAUGAAGUUGAUGAUAUGAUUCAUGAGUUCUUUUGGAAGUAGGAGGAGUCUUUGAAUUACUAGGUUCAAGAUAUUGUAGUGUGUGAAAACCAGUUACUGUCGACAAAGCUUUGCAAUACAAAUCCAUUUUCAUAAGUUCCUGUGUUUCACUAUAUGAGCCAAGAAGCCGUGCUGUAAUUUUUUGCUUUUAUAUUCAGUUUGCCUGAGUUAUUUCUAGCUUA